Ochotona curzoniae (black-lipped pika) is the source of this 5562-nucleotide messenger RNA. RefSeq names its product cyclin dependent kinase 17 (gene CDK17). The record is from RefSeq and is a predicted model, not a curated record. Bases 556 to 2127 code for a protein of 523 amino acids. Gene Ontology annotation, molecular function: ATP binding; protein kinase activity. Gene Ontology annotation, biological process: protein phosphorylation. The transcript has 16 exons. Gene Ontology annotation, cellular component: cytoplasm; nucleus. NCBI's taxonomy places the organism in Eukaryota, Metazoa, Chordata, Mammalia, Lagomorpha, Ochotonidae.
UUUUGUAAUGCAGUGGGUGUUGUGUACUUCAGGUUACAUUGCUGCUUGAAAUAGCUGCAUCUUGUACUUUUUUUCUCCUGUGUGUAAAUGGGAUACAAUUCUGCUACAAUGUCAAACCAUCUUUAUGUGCUAGUUAUCACUUUUACCGGAAGAGAAAGGGAAGACAGGCAUCUUCUGAAAAUCUCCUCCCUGGUUCCACUGUGACAAGUGACAGUUAAACUGAUAGACCUAAGCAUCAAAAUAGUAUUGGUACUUUAACUACAUUAUUUUCUUUAAAAAAAAUCACGUUGAAGAAAUUUCCAGUCCUUUUAAAUUUUGAUGUAGUGGUUUAAGUUUGACUUUUUUGGUUGUGUAGAACUUCCACUUUCUGAUGAUGCCAAAUAUUUAAUGUAGCAAGAAUCAGGGUGAGUGAAUCUUUUCAAACAAGAGGUUGAAUUUUGUUUGCCAAAAACAAGAAUUUUUCAUUAUACUAUUGCUACUUUGAAGCAGUAAAAUAACUUUAAUUGUGUGUUCAUUUUAUUUUCAGGAUUUUUCAAGUUGUAUCCAACUGAUAGGAUGAAAAAAUUUAAGAGAAGACUGUCCCUCACUCUUCGAGGAAGCCAGACUAUUGAUGAGUCACUGUCUGAGCUGGCCGAGCAGAUGACCAUUGAGGAAAGCAGUAGCAAGGACAAUGAGCCUAUCGUGAAGAAUGGCAGACCUCCAACGUCUCACAGUGUGCAUUCCUUCCUCCACCAGUACACAGGGUCGUUCAAGAAGCCCCCAUUGCGGAGACCACACAGCGUCAUUGGAGGAAGCCUGGGCUCCUUCAUGGCAAUGCCCAGAAAUGGAAGUAGAUUGGACAUUGUUCAUGAAAAUCUAAAAAUGGGAUCAGAUGGUGAGAGUGACCAAGCAUCGGGGACAUCGUCUGAUGAAGUGCAGUCACCUACUGGUGUUUGUCUCAGAAAUCGGAUACAUAGACGGAUCUCAAUGGAGGAUUUAAAUAAACGGUUAUCACUGCCUGCAGACAUCAGAAUACCUGAUGGCUAUCUUGAAAAGUUGCAGAUCAACAGUCCACCAUUUGAUCAGCCAAUGAGCCGACGGUCUCGUAGAGCCUCCCUAUCAGAAAUUGGGUUUGGGAAAAUGGAAACCUACAUCAAAUUGGAAAAGCUUGGAGAGGGUACAUAUGCAACAGUAUAUAAAGGAAGAAGUAAACUGACAGAAAAUUUGGUGGCAUUAAAAGAGAUCCGACUGGAGCAUGAAGAAGGUGCACCGUGCACAGCUAUAAGAGAAGUUUCACUAUUAAAGGAUUUAAAACAUGCAAAUAUAGUAACCUUACAUGAUAUUGUUCACACAGAUAAAUCUUUAACUCUGGUCUUUGAAUAUCUGGAUAAAGACCUAAAACAGUAUAUGGAUGACUGUGGAAACAUCAUGAGUAUGCACAAUGUGAAGCUGUUUCUGUACCAAAUAUUACGUGGUCUGGCUUAUUGCCACAGAAGGAAAGUGUUGCAUCGAGACUUGAAACCACAGAAUCUCCUCAUUAAUGAGAAAGGAGAGUUAAAGCUUGCGGAUUUUGGUUUAGCCAGAGCCAAGUCAGUUCCCACAAAGACCUACUCAAAUGAAGUUGUCACACUGUGGUACCGGCCCCCUGAUGUGCUUCUUGGUUCCUCGGAGUAUUCUACCCAGAUUGACAUGUGGGGUGUUGGUUGCAUUUUCUUUGAAAUGGCCUCUGGAAGACCUCUGUUUCCAGGAUCAACUGUGGAAGAUGAACUGCACUUAAUUUUCCGACUGUUAGGAACUCCGUCUCAGGAAACUUGGCCAGGUGUUUCUUCAAAUGAUGAGUUCAAGAAUUACAACUUUCCAAAAUAUAAACCACAGCCUCUAAUUAACCAUGCACCAAGGCUGGACUCUGAAGGUAUUGAGUUGAUAACAAAAUUUCUUCAGUAUGAAUCCAAGAAAAGGGUUUCAGCAGAAGAGGCCAUGAAACAUGUAUACUUCCGAAGUCUGGGACCAAGAAUACAUACUUUACCAGAAAGUGUGUCAAUAUUCAGUUUGAAAGAGAUUCAGUUGCAAAAGGACCUGGGCUUUCGCAAUUCUUCUUAUCCAGAGACAGGACAUGGGAAGAACAGAAGACAGAGCAUGCUCUUUUAAAUCUGAUAACAUGAUUUCAAGCCCAGCCCCCAGCCUUUCUUACCAAUCACGGACUCAAAUCUGAAGGCAAUUAUUUUUUUGGUGAACUUGGAAUCUCCAUUUGUCUACACUGUCCUCUUCACAGUGGAGUCUUUUUAUUUCAGACCUACAGAUUGUUUUUAUAUUUGUUGUCACAGUGUGACAAUGUUUUUGUACAGUCAGUUUUAAGGUCUUCUCUGCCAUUAGAGCCAGUAGGUUACAGCUGUUGAUGUAACUAGCUGCAAUUUUUGUGCAGGACUGAGAAACACAGUGCAUUAUUUAUUGCGGAAUCAUUGCUGCUAAAUAACUACUGUCUGUUUAACACAAUAAUUGGAUGCCUGAAGUUGCAGUGGCUUUAUUACUUGUGAAUGCAUCUGUUUCUCCUUACAAAUUGUUUUACUGCUGCGUUUUUUUGUUUGUUUUUAAAUUAAACUGCAGUGUUUCCUGGAAUGUAAAUUAGCUUUGCUUAACAGUAAAAUAAGUGAGCCAUCUUGAACACUCUUAAGUUCAUGCUAUAUACUUUCUCAGUGAAUAUUAAUUAAGUAGCUAAGAGAUUGAUUAAUACAUUGUGUUUAUGAAAACAUGUGAUGCAAAAGUUGAUUCAAGAAAGCAAAUAUUUGAUAUUUUGGAGACCUCACAUUAGACAUUGAGAAAUUAAAGCACCAAAAUUGCUCAUUUUUACCUAUUCGUCAUUUUAGAAAUGUCUGUUGCAUAUUACUGGAUAUUUGUAUACUAAUAUGCUUAAUCUAUUUUGCAUUGUCCUUUUAUUUAGUUAAAACUUAGCCAUAUAAGUCCAUUCAAGCAUAGAGGGUCUUGUUUUAUUUGUUUUAACUGCAUUGCUUUUUCAGUUAGAAGGAAUGUCAGCUCAUUGAGGAACAAUUUCUUUCAUAUGGGGGCUAUACUUCUGUAACAUUCACUUGGAAUCAGCUAAAAGCUGUAAUAUGUCUUUGAGCCAUGAUAAACUACAGUUGAAAGAAAUGAGUGCUUUAAAGCAUUGUAGGUAUUGUCUGUUUACCAGAGAUACUAAAUAUUAGUUUUAAUAGAACAUCAUAAACACCUUGGUGUUGGAAACAGUGUUUUAAAAGCAUUUGUGUUCACUUUUAAGGACUAUUGUUUAGUGCAUCUUAUAAACUAUAAAUCUUACUUGGUAUAUUUUGAAAUGGUCAUGUAUAUUUUUGGCUUAUAUAUCAUGAAAAUAGUCGUAACUUAAUUUUUUUCCUGACAUUCACUGUAAAACAUUCAGGGGUCCUACCAUUUCUGUUCAGGAAAUCUUGUAGUUUAUUGUUGUUAUUUAACAGUAUUAAAUGAAUUUUUGUAUAUUUCAUUUUAACUUUAUUUGUGCAUAGUGAUUGUGGCAUGUUUGGGGGUGUUAUUUUAAUAUUUCAUGAUACUGAAGUUUUAAUUUUAAAAAAAAAGUUCUGGAAGAAACAGAUACAUGUUAUAAUGGAGAAUAUUGGACCACUACUGCUUUUCACAUUUGUAAGUUGGUUUUAUGUUAAACCCUGUAGCCUAACAAACUGCUGUUAUUUCUAACUGACAGACGUGUAUUAAUAUUGUACUACGAAGUUAUAAACCUAAUGUGGAAGUUCCUUCAUUUUGUUUUGAAAUUUAUAAUAACAAAAUCAUGUUGUUAAAAUGUGGUUUUGUUGAGUCACAGUUCUUUCUUAGGGAAGAAAGCUUUGAAUAAUGGAAUUGUUUUUUUGUUUGUUUUAAUGGGUAAUUCUUAAAACAGUGAAGUUUCGCUGUGGUGAAAGUGAUGGAUGUUUGUGUUUGUGCCCACCAUUUGUUUAGUAGCCUCUGCUUUGAUUUUACAGAAUAGCACUCAGCUAUAAAGUACCAAACUUAGGAUUUCAUUUUCCAAAACUAUUUGUUGCAAACUUGGCAUAUGGUUAUCUUGAGUUUGAUUCUUGCAUAUAAAAUAUGAAGAAACCUAUCCAGUUCUUCGGUAAAAUUCUUUCUUAGGAGGUCCUGGGGUAUUCUGUUAAGAAAUAUGGCAGGCAAACAAAUGUAUUUUGUUUAGUUUGAUACAUGAGCACCAUUCAGAUCCUGGAAACUAUUCAGUGAAGAAAGUUGAAAUUCAGAAAUUUUGAACCUUUGAGUACUUAGGAUUCCUCAUAAGCCAGCCAGGUUAAGGUAAGAGAAGAUAUUUCUUUUGUUUUGAACGUGACAUUCCAGGUGUUUGUAGAGCGGCUACCUUCUGUUGGGUCCUUUAUCAUCUGAGGGUCAAAAGAUUGUUAACAUGUUACGGUUAUCUUUUAGACUCAGGAAAACUCAUGUGGGUUUUUUCCUUUACUUUUUUUUUAAAUUGUGUUUAUAUAUGCAAUAAAAAAUGUCACCUGUUUGAAAUUGUGGAAUUCAGUUAGUUAUAUUAUCAAAAUUGCAUGGUGAUUACCACUAUUCCAGAAUUCUGUUUCGCUUCAAACUCAUUAAGAAAUAAAUCCCCAAUUACCUUUCUUUGCUGAUCCCUGGUAAUCUCUUACCUAUUUCCCUACUGUAUGGAAUCUGUUUUUGAUAGUUCAUGCAAAUGGAAUCAUAUCAUAUUUGUCUUUCAAUGCUUUGGUUUAUCCAUAUUUUGCAUAUGUUUGAACUUCAUUUCUUUUCAUGGCUAAGUGGUAGAUUAUAAAUAUAUGCAUUUUGUUUAUCCAUGCAUUGGUUGAUGGACACUGGGUUUUUCCUCCUUUAGCUACUGCAAGUAAUACUUACAUGAACAUUGGUGUGCAAAACUGUUGAGUUCCACUUUUAAUUCUUUUAGGUAUAAGGAAUGGAAUUGCAAAGUCAUGUGAUAAUUUUAACUUUUUGAGGGCACAGUCAAACCAUUUCCCACAGCAGCUAUUUUAAAUUUCCUUGAGCGUUCAGAUUUCACCCUCACCAGCACUGCUUACUUGUCCUUUCCUAUUACUGUGUUUUUUCGAACAGAAGUUAAGUUGUAUCUCUUUGUAGUUUUGAUUUACAUUCACCUAAUGGUCAGUAAUGCUGAGCAAAUUUUCAUGUGUUCUAUGUGCUUUCCCAGGCACAUCGGCAGGGAAGUUUAUUGGAAGUGGAACAACCAGAACUCAAACCAGUGCUUAUUGUGGGAUGCAGGUAUUGUGGGUUGCAGCUUCAUCCAUUGCACCACAGUGUCAGUUCCUGCUUUGCACCUCCUAAAAGUUUCAUAGUUUUAGCUUUGUUGACUUAGGGGGUUUAAUAAGUUUGAUUUAAUUUUUUUUACAUGUGAUUAAUUUUCUAGUACCAUUUGCUGUAAAAAUUUUACCUUUUCCCCAUAGAAUUAUCUUGGCACCCUUGUCAAAAAUCUGUUGAUCAUAAAAUAUGAGGAUUUAUUUCUAUAUUCUCAGUUCUGAUCCAUCAGUCUAUGCCUCUAUAUAUCUAUCCAUAAGGAUAAACCAGCAUUUUGAAUGCUGUAGUAGCUUGCUUAAUUGU